Messenger RNA from Cuscuta epithymum, 1603 nucleotides. The record is from the annotation of a GenBank genome assembly. NCBI's taxonomy places the organism in Eukaryota, Viridiplantae, Streptophyta, Magnoliopsida, Solanales, Convolvulaceae.
GAUCGAGUGGUAGAUGGUAUCUCACAAAAACAAUGAAUGAAUGCUUUGAAAAAUGUGUGUCGUCAUAAAUGAGGUAGGAACAUAGCACGUUUAGUUUUAGAUUAUUUUGAUACACAAAAUAUAUCAUCUGGCUUAGCUUAUUAGCUUAUUAGCUUAGCUUGUUGGCCAGAUGUGGAUGGGAGAGUAGUGCCGGGCUGGCCUGCAUCUUUAUAUGUAGUGAGUGCCCGCAGCUAGGGAUCGAUCAUUUCUGCAGUUAAAAUUAUUCGGAUAUAUAGAAUGGGUGGGGUGAUGAGGAUGACGGCGGCGGCGAUGGCAGUGGCGGUGAUGGUGGUGGUGAAUGGGAUUGGCGCCGGAGGAGAGCCGCAAGUUCCAUGUUACUUCGUAUUUGGGGAUUCACUGGUGGACAACGGAAACAACAACGAUAUUACUUCAUUGGCAAAGGCUAAUUACAUGCCUUACGGCAUUGAUUUCCCGGGCGGCCCGAGUGGAAGGUUCUCCAACGGCAAAACCACCGUUGAUGUUGUUGCUGAGCUCUUGGGAUUCGACGAUUACAUUCUGCCAUACGCAAGCGCUAGGGGUGAAAAUAUUCUUAAGGGAGUCAAUUAUGCAUCUGCAGCAGCUGGAAUUAGAGAUGAAACUGGCCAGCAGCUGGGUGAUAGGAUAAGUUUUUCUGGGCAAGUGAGGAACUACAAGAGCACUGUGGAGCAGGUGGUGCAAAUACUAGGAGAUGAGGACUCGGCUGCAAAUUAUCUGAGCCAGUGCAUUUACUCCAUUGGGGUGGGCAGCAAUGACUACCUCAACAACUACUUCAUGCCCAUUUACUACUCCUCCAGCCGCCAGUACACUCCUGACCAGUAUGCUGACAUUCUUAUUCAACAAUACACUGAGCAGCUUCAAGCUCUAUACGACUACGGAGCGCGGAAGUUUGUACUGAUUGGAGUGGGCGCCAUUGGGUGCAGUCCAAACGCUCUGGCCCAAAACAGCCCCGACGGCAAAACGUGUGUGGAAAGAAUCAACGUUGCAAAUCGGAUAUUCAACCAAAAACUGAGGGCACUUGUGGACACUUUCAACAGCAAUACACCGGAAGCAAAAUUCAUCUACGUAAAUGCCUACGGAAUUUUCGAAGAUUUAAUCCAAAACCCCUCAACUUAUGGAUUUAGAGUGACGAAUGAGGGUUGUUGUGGCGUGGGGAGAAACAAUGGUCAAAUAACAUGUCUGCCUCUGCAAAAUCCAUGCCCAAAUAGAAAUGAGUAUAUAUUUUGGGACGCUUUUCAUCCGGGUGAGGCAGCAAAUAUUGUAAUCGGAAGGAGAUCUUACAGUGCGCAGAACCCAUCUGAUGCGCACCCAUAUGAUAUUCGUCACCUGGCACAGGUGUAAUCAUUAAUGAAUAAUAAAACGGAGUAUGAAUUAUUGGUCAUUUUAAUUAAUUAAUUGACGAGUGAUUCAGUUCCUUUCAUAUUCUAAUACUCGAUGUGUACUUGAAUUAAGGUGAUUUAAUUUAGUAACUGUAUUGUAUAGGCUCAUUUAAUUUCUAUAUAAAAUCCUCACACAAACAUGCCUCUGGGGCUCUAAAGCCUCCAAUUCUAUCCGUUUGAGGUCUCCC